This is a messenger RNA of Teleopsis dalmanni, 590 nucleotides long. RefSeq lists its product as uncharacterized. The record is from RefSeq and is a predicted model, not a curated record. Bases 128 to 532 code for a protein of 134 amino acids. The transcript has a single exon. Lineage: Eukaryota; Metazoa; Arthropoda; Insecta; Diptera; Diopsidae.
AAACAAAUUUUAGAAAAAUAUUUCAGAAUAGCAGCGAAAUCGAAAUACUUCAGUCGAGUUUCGAAUUCCAAGCUGAGCGGUCAGAAAUAUUAAAGAUUGAAUUGAAAAAAUUUUGAAAAAAUCCAGAAUGCCACUUAAGAAAAAGGACGAGUAUAUUCCAAUCAAAUGCGAGGGUUGGGACGGUAAAUUUCUUUAUGCGCCGGGCACUACGAAUAACGUCUCAAAAGUGCGUCGCUAUAAUCAAAAUGUGACGGACACCUCAAAUUUCUACGGUUUCAACACGGAGCCCACCAUCUUGCCAACCACUUGGGAUGGUACCUUCGUGAAGAGUGGCGAAACACGUUUGAAACAGGAACGCAAUCGCUCCGAUGAUUCCGAAUACUUCCAGUACAACACCGAUCCAACAGUAUUGCCCACAACCUGGAACGGCGAAUUUGUCCUGGAUCCAAAUGAUGUACGCAUUAAGCCAGAAAGAAAUUUCUCCGAUGUGCGAGAUUAUGCUGAAGCAAGCCGUUUCAGACAAGUGAAAUGAUGGAAGAGUAUCAAGUGAAAAAGGUUUAUUGAGGACGAAGGGACGCAAAGAGUUCCAC